AUGAAUACAGAAUAUUAAUAAUAAGAACUUGAAUUGUCAAGGCAAUCCUAAUCAAGAUUAAAAGAUACAGACAAUUAAUUAUUCUCAAUUGUUUUUGCCAUCAUUUACAAUUGCAUUUUGGGAUUCCUUUUUUGCUUAUUUAGACAUCUCUAUUGUAAACUAUUAAAUAUGAUCAAAAGAUGAUGAGGAGUGUAAAAUAAUGAACCUUUGGUCACUCUUGACAGAGAUCUUUUUAUUUUCAGUAGCCAUCUACAAAUUGUACAAUACUAUUACUAGAUAGAGCUAUUGAAUUACCAGUGUAUUAUAAAGCCUAAGGCAGAUGGAAAUAAAAUCUCUUUGAGAUAAUGGAAAAGGUGGAAUUUGUUUUAAGCAUUAUUGUAUUAAUUGGAUUAAGUGUAAGUUUUUGAAUUUAUUUAUUAUUUGUCUAGUAUGCUUAUUUACAAUUUGAAGAUUGCAAUGGAUUGAGAAGCUUUGUUCUCUGUUAUUUGAUUGUGACUUACCUAGUUUUAGGCAUCUAUUUGGUUUCUCUUCUUUUACUAAUCACUAAUAAAAGUCAUAAUUCUGGGUGA
Paramecium octaurelia is the source of this 569-nucleotide messenger RNA. The record is from the annotation of a GenBank genome assembly. Lineage: Eukaryota; Ciliophora; Oligohymenophorea; Peniculida; Parameciidae.